AGAAGCCCGUCGGAGGAUGAGGGGCCGUGUCUAGGAAGAAGACGCACAUCUGGGAAGGAUGGUGGCCGUAGGUGACAGGACGAGGCCCCAGCUGGACGCAUCUGGGGAGGAGGGGGGCCACAAAUGAACUACUGGUGACACUUUUGAGAAUUGGCCACAAGUGGACGGGGCACGCACCUGUGGGCGAAGAGUCCAUAACCGGAUGUGGGGAGCACACCUGGAGAUGGGAGCAUCUCUGGGAAGCAGAGGCCCACAGCUGGAUGGCAUGUGGGGGUCAUAUUUGAGGGACCAGCACCAGCUGUAAUACUGGAGACUCAUCCGGGCAGGGAGCCACAGGCGCCCCAGGAUGGAGAGUCCGGAGCCCCCACCCUGCGCGGCUGCGGGGCAGGAGGAGCAGGAGCUGCGGGAGCGGGCUUUUUUCUCGUGGGCGGAGUUCAGUCGCUUCUUCGACGCGUGGUGCCAGCAGCGCCGGGCCCUCUUCUUCGUCAAGAGCUCCAUGCACCUGGCGCGCUGCCGGUGGGCCAGCGCGCCCCCGCUCUACACGCUCAUCGACGUGCUCAAGUACAGCUACGUGCGGCUCGUGUGCAAGGACGUGCGCGCGCCCAGGCGGCCCGCAGUGGGGCCCCCCCGGCCCGGCUGCCCGGCCUUCAUCAUCGUCAAGCUGAGCCCGCUGCGGGACCGCCUGGUGGUGACGGAGUGCCAGCUCACCCACUCGCACCCGGCCUGCCCGCUCGAGUUCGCCUACUACUUCCGCCCGGGCCACCUGCUGGCCAACGCCUGCCUGCCCGUGCGCACCACCAACAGGAUCUCCAAGCAGUUCGUGGCCCCCGCCGACGUCCGCCGCCUGCUCGCCUACUGCAAGGGCCGCGACCACGGCGUCCUGGACGCGCUCCACGUGCUGGAGGGGCUCUUCCGCACCGACCCCGAGGCCAAGGUGAAGCUGGUGUUCGUGGAAGACCAAGCCGUGGUGGAGACCGUGUUCUUCCUGACGUCGCGCACAAGGGCGCUGCUGCGGCGCUUCCCGCGCAUGCUGCUGGUGGACCGGUUGCCGGGGCUGCAGGGCACUCUAGAUCUGCUGGCGGUGCUGUGCGUGGACGGCGCGGGCCGCGCGCGCCAGGCCGCCUGCUGCGUGGCGCGCCCGGGCACACCGAGCCUGCUGCGCUUCGCGCUCGCCUCGCUGCUGCAGAGCGCGCCCGACGUCAAGGGCCGCGUGCGCUGCCUCACGGCCGGGCCCGAGGUGGCCGCGCAGCUGCCCGCCGUGCGUCAGCUGCUGCCGGGCGCGCGGGUGCAGAUCUGCCGCGCGCAGGGCCUGGAGACGCUCUUCAGCAAAGCGCAGGAGCUGGGCGGCGCUGGGCGCGAGGACCCGGGCCUGUGGCCGCGCCUCUGCCGCCUGGCCGGCGCGUCCUCGCCCGCCGCCUACGCCGAGGCACUGGCCGAGCUGCGCGUCCACGGCCCGGCCGCCUUCGUUGACUAUUUCGAGCGCAACUGGGCGCCGCGCCGCGACAUGUGGGUGCGCUUCCGCGCCUUCGAGGCGGCGCGCGACCUGGACGCGUGCGCCUUGGUGCGCGGCCACCGCCGGCGCCUUCUGCGCCGCCUCAGCCCCUCGCGCAGCGUGGCGCAGUGUCUGCGCGACCUGGUGGCCAUGCAGUGGGCCGACGCGGCCGGGGAGGCGGCGCCCGAGGGCCCCGACGGCAGGGGGCAGCGGCUGGAGGGCGAACCAGGGUGUGGGCCCCAGAUGGUAAAGGAGAGGAUGGAGGCCCUAGAGACUGGGGACUGGGGAGGGACACUAAAAGAAGAAAAUAUUUGGAGGGGGGCCCAGUUGGAGAAAGAGUGGGCAAGAGGAUUGGAGACUAGAGACCGGGGAGGGGCUCGGUUCGAAAGCGAGAAGGGGAAGGGAUUGCAGAUCAGAGAUCGGAGGGUCGUCCAGUUGGAGAACCAGAAGGUGAGGGGGCUGGAAGGGAGUGUCUGGAGAGAGUCCCAGUUGGAGAAUGAGCACAUGAGGGGGCCAGAAAUCAGAGAUUGGAGGGGGCCCCAGGUGGAGGUUGAGCAGGACUGGGGGCGGGAAGUUUAUGUCUGGAGGGGGGCCCAGGUGGAGGACCCGGGAGUAAGAGGACUGGAAGGGUACGCCUGGAGGGUGACUCACUUCCAAGACCGAAGGAUUAGGGUGCUGGAGACCACAGACCAGAGGGGCCAGUAUGAGUAUGAGGGGGCCCAGGAUCUAGAAGAGGGCACCUGGAGAAGGGCCCAGUUGCAGGACGAAAGGGGAAGCAGAUUGAAAUCCCAAGGCUGGAAGGGACCCCAGUUGGAAGGGGAGAAGGGGAGGGCGCUGGAGGUCAGAAACUGGAGGGGCAACCAUUUGGAAAAGGCCCAGGAGAUGGUCCCUGAGAAUGGAGACCAAAGGGGGGCUCAAGAGGGAGAUGAGAAGAGGAGGGGAACAGAGGUUGGCAAAGAGAGGGGACUGAGGUUGGGGGUCAAAAGAAGAAGGGGCCUAGAAGAUAUAGUGGUCCAGCUGGGGGACACGAGGGUUCCAGGCCUGGAGAAUGGAGAUGAAGGGGGACUCCAGUCUGUGGGCCCCAAGAGCAGAGCAGGACAAGGGGUGGAGUGGGGGGACCUAGGAGGGAGGUAUCCAGGGCUGGGGAAUGGAGUCCUGUGUGACACCCCCAUGGGGGCUGUGUUUGAGGGGGACCGAGAAUGGGCAGUGACAAGGAGGGUACACAUGGCCACAGGGGACAGCCUGCAGAAAGGAGGUGAAGGAGAAGGACCAAAGGAACCAAAGAGGCCUUGCCACCCCCCAGGGGACAGGGAGUUGGACUGGGAGCCCCUGGCCAAGUUCCGAGCAGCCUGUGGGCCCGAGCUGGCAGACCUGGUGGCCGAGGAGCUGACCUUUGCCAGGCAGCAUGGGACCCGGGGUUUCCACUGGACUGGAGCUGGCUUUGCCCUUAAGGAUGGCACCUCAGACUUCUUCCUGGACGGUGCCCUGACACACUGCAGCUGCUCCAUCCACGCCGCCCGGCAUCUGCCCUGCCGCCACCUCUUUGCAGCCCGCCUCCUCACCGGGGCAGCCUUAUUCCACAUGGACCUGCUCAGGGAUUGCUGGGGGAGAGCCCCAGAGCCCUGACCCUUCCAGCCCCUGCCCGCCACCCUCCCCUGUGAGGGUGAGAGCAUCCUGCGAUUCCAAAGAUAACAGGGCUGAGGCCCAGGGGUCUCCCCCAGGCCCUCUGGCCACCUCCUGGGUCACCCAGGGACCUGGUCUUGGCAGUUGGUCUCUCGGGGUCAGAGGGGAAGCUGACAGUGGUCUCAGGUCCUGAAGCCUCGGCUGCGGGAAGGUGACGCUGGCCAGGGUGACUCCUGAGGGAAUGUGUGCCAAGAGGUGUAGACAGGGUCGGCUGGGGCAGAAGGC
This is a messenger RNA of Choloepus didactylus (southern two-toed sloth), 3400 nucleotides long. RefSeq lists its product as uncharacterized. The record is from RefSeq and is a predicted model, not a curated record. Lineage: Eukaryota; Metazoa; Chordata; Mammalia; Pilosa; Megalonychidae. Gene Ontology annotation, molecular function: zinc ion binding. The transcript is spliced from 4 exons. Bases 347 to 3118 code for a protein of 923 amino acids.